UCGCGAUGUUGAUCAACCUGACAUGGUUGCCAGCAGACAGCUCUCGUGGAAUACUGCGUGCACGGUCCCCAUAUCUCUCGUACUAGCGUGGCGCUUAUCGAUGGAGCAAGAGUGAUGCACUGAUCGCUCUCCCCGUUCCUCGUCGGCACAAAGUAUGUUAUAGCGCAGUUAUUAGCACUUCGAGGGCAGUGGGAGCAUGAGAUCACAUGCAGUCGUCGCCAGGCAUUGAACAGCCGCCAUCACGAGCCACCUCCGCCUCACAAGACCGCAAACGCAAGCGUUCAAGCCGGCAAGCUACUACCGAAGACCCGUCUAGACAGCAGACACUUCAGAGUCUCUUCGCGGGUCAACAGAAGCCUCAAGCUGCUUCCGUGAGAGCUUCACCGUCGAAGAAACGCCAAAGGCUCGAGUGCCCCGCUGCGACUGGAACGCCACAGAAGGCACUGAAUAGCUCGGAAAUGUAUUCCUUCAGCUCCCGCUCGUCGAUGUCCAACGGCGACGGGGUCAUCGAUCUCACCAAUGGCAGCCCGCCAACACCACCUCAAGCGCGUAGGCUCAACGGAGCAAUGAAAGGCAGAUUGGGCGCCAACUCGCAUACCGGAGCCAAGAAGCUCGUCGUCAAGAACCUGCGAACCACCACGGCAUGGGACAGCAAAGCCUACCUUGAGAAGAUCUGGGAGCAGGUCGACGAGGCUCUGGCCGUGAUAUUCAAAGAUGGCAUUGAUGGCUUCAGCAAAGAGGAUCUAUACCGAGGUGUAGAGAAUGUAUGUCGGCAGGGCGGUGCCUCGACGCUGUUCUCACGGUUGGAAGGGAGGUGUCGGCAGCACGUUGGAAGAGACCUGCGGGAGCCGUUGCUGGAGGUGGCUGGCUCGGACAGUGUGACGGUGCUAAAGGCUGUGUUGGCGGAGUGGGCACGCUGGAAGCAGCAGAUGGUCACCAUCCGCGCAAUCUUUUUCUUUCUAGACCGGUCAUACUUGCUCUCGUCAAGCAAGCCAACUCUGUCCGAGCUCACGCCACAGCUAUUCAGGGAGAUUGUUUUCAGCAACCCGUCACUCAAGCCCAAGAUCAUUGAUGGAGCCUGCGAUCUUGUUGCCGCCGAGCGUCUACGAACGCAAGCUUUGGACCAAGACCUCUUCAAAAAGGCAGUGGAAAUGUUCCAUGAGUUGCAGGUCUAUACGGCAUCGUUCGAACCUCGCUUCCUAGGUACGACACAAGAGUAUGUGGCAACCUGGUCAGACGAGAUGAUAGUAGAGAAGAGCGUGCCUGAAUUUGUAGCACUUGCGGAAGGGUUCAUUGCUUCGGAGAUGGACCGCUGUGAGGAGUUUGCGCUUGAUGCCAGCACCCGACGAGACCUACUAGCACUGCUGGAAGACCACUUCGUAGUGCGCAAGUAUCAAGACCUCACAGACCACGUGGAGCUGGGCAAGCUACUCGACCGCAGCUCAUUACCGGACUUGACUGCACUCUACGGCUUGCUGAACCGGAGACGACUGGGCGAUAAGCUGCGGCCCGCCUUCGUGAAGUGGAUUGACGAGACCGGCACAGCUAUCGUCUUCGGCAAAGAAGAAGACAUGGUCAUUCAUCUUCUUUCGCUCAAGCGCAGGCUUGACCUGAUCUGGCGAACGAGCUUCCAGCGUGACGAGGUACUCGGCCACGGUUUGCGCGAAACCUUUGAGGCGUUCAUGAACAAGACCAAGAAAGGUGAUGCUACUUGGGGAACAGACAAUACCAAAGUCGGCGAAAUGAUCGCCAAAUACGUUGACCAACUUCUCCGCGGCGGUGCGAAAGCCAUCCCGGAAGUGCUAACAGCACGUCGCACCUCAAGCAUCACAGAGUUGCCAAAAGGUGUUCAGCUACCGACGGCUGCGGAUGAGGAGAACAACAAUGAAGAUGAUGACGUGGACGAGGAUGCUGAGAUCAACAUUCAGCUCGAUCAAGUACUAGAUCUGUUCCGCUUCGUGCACGGAAAAGCCGUCUUCGAAGCCUUCUACAAGAAGGACCUGGCUCGGCGUCUUCUCAUGGCUCGCUCUGCCUCCGCAGAUGCCGAACGCAGCAUGCUUACCCGUUUGAAGACCGAAUGCGGUGCAGGCUUCACGCAGAACCUGGAGCAAAUGUUCAAAGAUGUGGAAUUAGCACGCGAGGAGAUGCAGUCGUACAAGCAGCGGCUGGAAGACCGAAUCGGAUACGAGAAGGGCAAGAACGUCGAUCUAAGUGUCAACAUCCUAUCCGCGGCUGCUUGGCCCUCCUAUCCAGAUAUUCCGGUCGUAGUGCCAAGCAACGUGAAGCGGGCGAUAGACGACUUCGAGCUGCACUAUAAGAGUAAACAUACCGGCCGAAAGCUGGAUUGGAAGCACGCUUUGGCGCAUUGCCAGAUGCGGGCGAGCUUCAAGAAGGGCAGUAAGGAGCUUGUGGUGUCCAGCUUUCAGGCGGUGGUGUUACUCCUCUUCAACGGGGUCGCGGAAGAUGAGCAUGUGCCUCACUCGCGCAUACUCGCCGAGACUGGGUUGCCCGAAGCGGAGGUAAACCGCACACUCCAGUCCCUCGCCUGCGCCAAACUGCGCCCCCUUACCAAACACCCUAAAGGUCGCGAAGUCAACUCAACGGACACCUUCACCCUGAAUUUAGACUUCUCGCACCCAAAAUACCGCGUCAAAAUCAACCAAGUCCAGUUGAAGGAGACUAAAGAAGAGAACCGCGAGACCCAUCACCGCGUGGCCGAAGACCGAAAUUUCGAAUGUCAGGCCGCUAUUGUGCGGAUAUUGAAGGGACGGAAGAAGAUUGCGCAUGCGGAGUUGGUGAGUGAGACGAUCAAGGCUACGAUGAGUAGGGGCGUUCUGGCGGUGGGCGACAUCAAGAGGAAUAUUGAUCGGUUGAUCGAGAAGGAUUACAUGGAGAGGGAGGAGGGUGGGAUGUAUGCUUAUAUUGCGUAGAGUAGUCUGACCUAUACUACGAUUGUACUACGAAGCCACUCGGCACCCACGGCGGGUAAAACCUAGUCUCGAGGGCACUGGAUUAUGGAGAG
Messenger RNA from Baudoinia panamericana UAMH 10762, 3022 nucleotides. RefSeq lists its product as uncharacterized. Gene Ontology annotation, biological process: ubiquitin-dependent protein catabolic process; protein ubiquitination; DNA damage response. Gene Ontology annotation, cellular component: Cul4-RING E3 ubiquitin ligase complex. The coding region runs from base 207 to 2930 and encodes 907 amino acids. NCBI's taxonomy places the organism in Eukaryota, Fungi, Ascomycota, Dothideomycetes, Mycosphaerellales, Teratosphaeriaceae. Gene Ontology annotation, molecular function: ubiquitin protein ligase binding. The transcript is spliced from 2 exons. The record is from RefSeq and is a predicted model, not a curated record.